AUGGCUACAGCUGAAGGCCUUCCCCGGGCGCACGGUAAGCAUCCUCUUCCCAAAGCGCGGACCCCCUGGAAGACACUGACCCGCUGGUUGGGUAUACACAUAGAUCGCAAUGGUCGCCGCCGCCCAUUUUCCAGCUGGAUGAAGCGUCUGGCUAGUCUCAAGGGCUCUUCUGAGUCUGGGAGCAGCCGUUGGUCCCAUAAACGACACACAAACACCAAAUCGAAGAAGAGCGCAGGCCAAGACAAUAACCCGUACCCGCUGUCUGGUACAAUCAACCGCCCGAACCAAAACGACUCCUAUUCCGAGGUCGGGGAGCGUGAUGGCCAAGGGUCGCGUUCGCGAAGUGAUCCUUCUCUUGUGUAUUCUGGCUACGAGAACCCCAUUCCUGCGACAAGCGCCAAGUCAAACGCUCCUACUGUGUCGACCAACGAUGACACCGCACCCUCCGACGCUGGAUACUCCAAGGCAGGAACAUUGGCUACGGGAGGGGCAGGGACUCAGGGUGGAGGUGAGGGAAGCACGUUCUCGUCGCCGGCACCCUCGGUGCGAUCGUUGACUACGACGUUGACGACUGUGCAAUCGGCGGCACCAUCCACUCAGUUAUACCCCGCGCCGAACGCACAACAGGGUCAGACACACGGCAACGGCAACUCGACCCAAAGCUCCACCAACCAGCAGGUCCAAUUCUCGCACCAAUUCCCUACUUCUUCUUCGCCCGCUACUGCCGUACCUCCGCAUGUCAUACCCCACAGUCAUUCCAUGACUUACAGCACUGCUACCGCCAACAAUGUCCUCACCGAUAACGCAUCGAUCCUGACCUUGGCGAGUUCCUCCAAAAGACGCCGCCGCAACUCGUUGGAUACCAAUGCCUCCGUCCGUGCAAUGGCGCCGUCUUCAAUCUUCGGUGGCAGUCGCGAAAGUCUUCCGUUGAGCGUUCUCAGUGGCAACGUGGCCGAGCCAUCCAACACCUCGGCUUUCAAUUCCCAGGGUGUCCCCAGCCGACCCAGCGUGGUUGGCCUGGCCAGCGCUGAACGCAUCAGCGUUUACUCGUCGUCUGGUACGGCACCCAUGGCUGGUGGCUCUGGGGAGCGAGGCAGCUUCUACACAUCCAAACAAAACCCCACCACUGGCGAUGGAGCGAGCAUUAGGAGUGGCGCACCAUCGCAUGGUCGGAACGACAGCACUGCUGCCAGUAUCACGGGUGUCGGCAGUCCUCUGGCCAUGACCUCCGGCCGUGUCAGCCGUCGCAGCUCUGGAUGGGGUGAGAUAGCCGGCGACGAGGAAGAAAAGGGAGAAAUUCGCGAAGAAGACGACAACAAAGAUGCAUCUCCACCUGGAACCAGACACGAGAACAGCUUCAAUGGAGAACCAAAGAUGAAAUAA
Molecule: messenger RNA, 1383 nt
Organism: Penicillium argentinense
Lineage: Eukaryota; Fungi; Ascomycota; Eurotiomycetes; Eurotiales; Aspergillaceae
Exons: 1
Coding region: 1-1383 (460 amino acids)
Source: RefSeq, a predicted model, not a curated record